UAAAAAUAUGAUAUCUACACUGGUCUCUGACUAUUAAAGUAUCGUUGUUUCCUAACCGUUGGGACUCAUUUGGUUUAUUUCCAUUACCAUCGUUCAAAAUUUACCAAAAUGGAUGCAUGAAAACUGUCAACACAAAUAAUGUUCCACAAAUAUUGAUACAAUGGCUGACUCUGCUAAAAGCAACAUAAAGCACAGCCUUUCUCUUAUUCGGGACCCUAAAGCCAAGGUCAGAGAACUUUGCACUUAUGCCGGAAUAGUGGAUGUGGAGCCAUCAGUCCCAGCCAGAAGAUACCUUCGUUCUGGUAUGGAAAUGCUGCGGCUGGCGAAGGUGUACAAAGAUGAAGAAGAAUAUGAGAGUGCCUUCAUACUGUACAUGAAGUUUAUUACUUUAUUUGUGGAGAAGCUACCUAAACAUCCAGGCUACAAGGAUGCUCCCCAAAAAGAUGUCAUCAAUAUAAAACAGCAAGUGAAGCAAGUGUUCCCAGUUGCAGAAGAGCUGAAGGGUAAAUUGACACAGCGGUAUACAGAGCAGGAGAAGAAGAGACAAGAGGAUGAAUGCAAGCGUGCAGAAAUUCUUGCUAAAGAACAGGAGAAAAUCCAACUCCAAGAAGAGUUACGUAGAAAGGAGGAGGAGGAAAGAAGUAGGAAACUUCGCAAGCAGUCUGAAGAAUUGUGGCUUCGUGAACAGGAGGAAAAAUUCCGCCAACUUCAAGAGCGUGAAAAAGAGAAACAAAAUGAAAAAGACAAACAUGAUCCAAAUAUUCUGCUUGUGGAUAUUCCAGAAGACUUUGACAAGAAUCGACCAUCGUCAGGUCUGAAUAACGAACGUAGAAGUAUACCUUCGGGAAGUUUGAGCUUCGUACCAAAUGAUUUACGUCAAGGUCAAAGGCCGAAGCUUGAGAAGAACCUUUCGUUGGAUUACACACCAAAUAUACCUGACAGAGAGCUGAAGCGAACUCUAACAAUCAGCGAUGAUGCAAGACCUGAGGUCGACAGAAGUACAAAACCUUCGGCACCAGCAGAUCAUUUCCUGAGUACAGGCACUACUUCGUUAAAUAAAUAUGGAUUGAAGGACGUUGUUAUCCCCAGAGACAUUGUCCAGAAAUUCCUGACAGUUGCCGACUCCAAUACAAAACGAAAUGUCGAAACAUGUGGAAUUCUGUCUGGAAAAAUGGAGCGUGGAGCUUUCUUCAUCACCCAUGUGUUGAUUCCAAAGCAGACUGGAACCCCUGACAGUUGUAACGCAGAAAACGAGGAAGACCUGUUUGACUUCCAGGACUCCAAUGACCUUAUUUCUCUUGGAUGGAUACAUACCCAUCCUACGCAGACGGCCUUUCUGUCAAGUGUUGACCUUCAUACCCACUACCCCUAUCAGCAGCUGAUGCCAGAAGCUGUUGCAGUGGUUGUCUCCCCAAAAUUCAAUGAAACUGGGGUAUUUAUGUUGACCCCUGACCUGGGACUGCCAGAGAUCGCUCGGUGUAGCAAGAGGGGCCAUCACGAACACACCAAACAUCCUCCAGUCUUUGAGACCAGUACGCAUGCCAAAUUUGUGGACGACAGGAGCAUUAUUUUAGUAGAUCUACGCAACAAAUGAGAAACUAGAGUCUAGUUAUAAUACCUGACACAGCGCUUGAGGCAGUUAGAGCCAAAAGGACAAUUAUCUCCCAUUUAGCCACUUAAACUUUACUGUAUGUGUCAUAUGGGUUGUACAUGUAAUAAAGCCUUAUUCCGGGAAAUGGGACUGCAUUUCCUUAGUGUUAUCCCUCAUUAGCCUGUGCAGUCCACACAGCUAAUCAUGGACGACACUUUCGGCUUAUAAUGGAUUUUCAUUUAGAAGAAAAUUUCUUGAAAGGAAAAUUCCAUCCAACAGAAAGUGCUGUCUGUGAUGAGCCUGUACUGAUUGCAUGCAAUAAGCCCUGUUUUCCCACUGAUUGCAUGCAAUAAGCCCUGUUUUCCCAGAGCUCGGCUAAAUUAUAAUGUUUGCCAUUGAAAAAGUAUUAUUAUUAUUGAAAUAUGUUUUGUUUUUUAAUUGUUAAAAGAGGCAUAAGGCUUCUGUAUGUAUGAUGUAAUUUUUUGUUUAACUUCGAAUAAUGUAUACUUAACAAGUUAUAUCGAUUUAAGUUAAAUUAUUUUUUGUUUUAAUUGAAAAUACAUGUUAUCAAAAAGAGAUUUGUAUUUUACCAGCAACUUUGGAAGAUUAUAUGUUAAUGAUGAUCUUGUACUCUCGUGUAUGCUGAAUUUUUUUUUCAAAAGAAAUAAGCAUAUAUUGAGAUGGUAGUUGCUUAUAUAAAAUCACAAAGUAUGUACUGUUUUAUCUGUGUCCGUUGCAUUGCAAUCAUUCUUGUAACAGUGCAAUAUUAUGAAUGAACAUUGACUUCAUGUUUGAUGUCAUAUUCAAGUAUUGAAUAUGUAUAAGAAAGUGUCUUGUUUUAAGAAAAUAAAUUUUGCAAGGCCAUAAACAAAUUUUGUGAUAACAAAAAUAAUUACUGCUGCAAAAUUAUAACACUUGAUAGAAUAUGUGCAACCCUUUUGUUAAGGAGGAUAGGCUGGGUCAAAAAUAUUGUCUUUAAAAAAUGAUGCUGAGCAGAUGGUAGUAAUUUUACCACUUUUGGUAAUCCAGUAAGACAUAAAUUUCUCAUAUAUUAAAAGCAUAUUAUGUUAUAUUGUAUAUUUAUCAAUAAAUAUGCCUCUAGACAACAAUUUACAAAAAAACUUAAUCCUUAGACAAUUUAUAGUAGAUGAGUUAAUUCACAUCUCUACAUUAUGGUGGAUACAGUGACGAAUUCUAUGAUUAAUUUGAUUAUGAUUUUUUUUAAUUUAAUGUGCAUUUUGAUUUCUUGAUAAAAUGUGUUUAUUCCAAUGUGAUGUAUUUUCGUUUUACAUAAUUAAUAUCAUUCAGCAUAACUUAUGAUGUUUUAUGAGUAAUGGUAGCCUGUAAAGACAGGUAAUUUAUGCACAAACUUUGUUUUCUUUGUCAUAAUUGUUUAUAAUGACCAAAUAUUUUUUUUUUUUAAAUCCAUUAUUAAUAAAAUAAUCUUUUUAUAGUGUGCUUUUUGGCGUAGAUGAUGUUCACGAAUCAGCAUGUUUCUACAUUUUGGUUUUUAGCCAAGAUGACAACUAUUUCAUGUACAAAUAUUUAUUACAGUGUGUCUUGAUUUUUGAAAGUUCUUAUAAGUUACUUUUAUAAUAUUUCUUAUUACCGGUAUAUUGCAAAUUGCAUUAACUGAAUAUACAUGUAUGUGACAUGUAUGUAUUUUGAGCCUGUUUCAUAACAUUGUCUUUAUUCAAAAUAAUUUUAUGUAUGGACCAUUAUAUGAGAGAUUUUAUUCUUAUAAUUUGUUGCUCAGUGUAUGAUUAUUUUUUGGGUAAAAUCCAUAUUUCACUGUAUCUGUACAACUUGUAUGUAUAUAUUCCCCUUACACAAGUAUAUCUAUCUAGUCAAUUUACUGGUACUUUAUCUCAUGUGUAGCAAAAAUAGACAAAAAUGCAAUAAUUAUAAUUUUUUCACUUUAAAUAGUGGCAUGUAUAUUGUACACAGGGGCAUGCAAAUUUUGAAAUGUUGUCAUUUAUGAAUCCCAAUCAAAAUGCCUGGACCGUGUUGUCAUCUUUGCUAAUGAACAAUAUAGCAAUUUCUUGAUAUGGCUACCGGGUAUUUACAUUAUAAAUAAACACACAACAAUACCUCCUACUGUUCCCUUAUAAUUAUGUUGUGUGUGUUUUUAUAAAAGUAUUAGAAAUCCUUAAAAAAGUCUGUCCACAAAAUGACCAUGCUGUGUCUAAUUGGAACGAUUGUCUAUUCAUAAGCUUCCAGUGUUAAAAUGUUGCUAUUUGAUGUCAAUAAAUGGUAACAAUCCAAA
Molecule: messenger RNA, 3857 nt
Organism: Dreissena polymorpha
Lineage: Eukaryota; Metazoa; Mollusca; Bivalvia; Myida; Dreissenidae
Product: STAM-binding protein-like
Exons: 10
Coding region: 161-1594 (477 amino acids)
Biological process (GO): protein K63-linked deubiquitination
Cellular component (GO): endosome; membrane
Molecular function (GO): K63-linked deubiquitinase activity; protein binding; metal-dependent deubiquitinase activity
Source: RefSeq, a predicted model, not a curated record